UUCUCCUCCGCCUUGCCGAGAGCCCUAAAAUAAAUCUGCAAGAACCCUAAUUUCCUGUGGUUAUUUGGGCAAUGGCGGCAGCGGGGCGCCUGGCGGUGGGAUGCGCCGUCGCGUGGCGGAAAUCCGUGGCGCCACGGAAUGGAUUUCGAUCGAGAUUGAAUGCGGGCGUAUUCCGGCAGCAGCAGCAGCGAGGAUUUCAAGUGAUAACGGCAGCUAGACGGCUGUUCACGGAGCUGAAGAAGAUACGGGAGGAAGCCGAUGCUGGCCCCGUGGAAUUCGAUUCCAAUCUCAGCAUUGUCUUGUAUCCCGAUCCCAAGCUCCGCGCGAGGAACAUCCGCAUCAAUUCCUUUGAUGAUAACCUCAAGAAGCUUGUCGAUGAGAUGCUGGACGUGAUGUACAGGACAGAUGGAGUAGGCUUGUCCGCUCCACAGGUAGGCGUCAAUGCCAGGCUCAUGGUCUUUAAUCCCGAGGGUGAAAGAGGCAAAGGCAAAGAGUACGUUUUCGUGAAUCCAAUGAUUGUCAAGUUUGGGAAAGAGCGAGAAGCUGAUAGAGAAGGAUGCCUAUCUUUUUACAGCGCUCAAGCCGAUGUCGAGAGACCGAUAUCGAUCCGAGUCGAAGCUCAAGAUAUCAACGGGAAGAAAUUCGGUACCACCUUCAGGGGCUGGACUGCUCGAAUUUUCCAACAUGAGUAUGAUCACCUGGAGGGUGUCCUCUACAUUGACCGGAUGACUCCAAAAGCAUUGAACUCCAUUGGAAAAGAACUUUUGAAUCUGGAAGAGGAGUUUGAGAACAGAACUGGGACGCCUCGUCCCGAGUCGGUUAAAGACAAACUGUUAAGCUCAGUAGCGUCUUGAAAUGCAAAGUGUUUGUUCUGGAAAGGUGCUCGGUUCGAUUACGUUCUUUGCGCUCCGUUUCAACUUACCGGAAAUUUCAGCUGGCGCUGAAGAUGGAAUCUAAUCGAGUGAGUUGCUGUCGACGAUCCCGCGCCACACGAGCUACCAUCUGGCCAGAUGGCUGACCUUCAAAUCAUCCUGGUUGACAUAGAAUCAGAGCACUGACUACCUCCAAAGUGGUGAAGAUGGCCAGAAAUAAGUGUGAAGAACGAAGCGAGAAACAUUGGCCCAUUAGGCGGUGCGUGGCGUAGCCCAAGGAGGAGCUCUUGUUUCCCUGGAGUUCUUUUGUCUCCAAUAACGCACCAGACACAAGGAAGUUCCGAAUUUUCUGGGAGGAGUCCCGUAGAGCUGUGAAGGGAGACAUCGGCUCGUGACGUUCUCGGGCAGCUUCUCCACCAGAUUUCGGUCAGAUUAUCGCUCAGAACUUUGUCUCAGGGAGAGAGAAUUUGGAAGUCAUCUCUCAGCCUCAGGCAUUAACACCUUUGGGACGACUUAAAAAAUCUCAAGUACUUGUCGUCA
Molecule: messenger RNA, 1412 nt
Organism: Selaginella moellendorffii
Lineage: Eukaryota; Viridiplantae; Streptophyta; Lycopodiopsida; Selaginellales; Selaginellaceae
Product: peptide deformylase 1B, chloroplastic
Exons: 7
Coding region: 72-854 (260 amino acids)
Biological process (GO): peptidyl-methionine modification
Cellular component (GO): chloroplast; mitochondrion
Molecular function (GO): peptide deformylase activity
Source: RefSeq, a predicted model, not a curated record